AUGUCAGGUCUGAUGUUUUUGGGGUUUCAGAUUAGCGGUGUAACGAGACAACAAUUGCUGAACACUACACGAAGAAGAUGGUCCAAAGCACGAGAAACAAAGUCCGAAGGUAAAAACGUUGGGUCCGAUGUUUUCGGGUUUCAGUGUUUUCGGAGUGUUUCAUAUAAUGAAAGGAUGAUAUUUGCGGAAUUCAACCAAGAACUACAAAUAUCUAAUGACCUCCUCCUACUAAGAGGUAGAAAGGUAAAUAAUGUUAGCGAUGUGAAAACAGAUAACUGCGCACCUAGUGAGGAUAGAUACAACAGGACAGGACAUAGGGAGGACAAGUGCAUGGGAAAAUAUCAGGUCCAUCGGAUUAGCGUUGAGUUAGCGGAUAAACAUCGGAUUGAGCGGCGUGAGCCUGAGUGCUACAGCGGGUUUCAUUGGGUUACAUCAGAUUGUGUUGGAAAUGCAUCAGAAAAUGACCUCCUCCUACUUGGAGGUAGAAAGGUAGAUAAAUGGGAGGAACGAGCACGUGCUGAGAACGAAGUCUAUGCCAUUUUGAACAUUACAUCGGGAGGAGCUACUCUAGAGAAUGCUACAGUGUCAUCCAGCAUAGCAGCAGGACCAGUAGCAACCGUCUUGGCUGUCUCUAUGGUCAUAGGCACAUCUCCUACCUUCACAGGAUGUGAUGUCUGGACAUUCGAUAAAUUUAUCACUCCAGGACAUCAUACAUAUCUGGGAUCUGGGGAUCUCAUUGUUGUCCAUUGUCACGUCUUCAACAUUUUUGCAUCCCCUUUACCACUUCCCAUUUUCUCAGGAUCACUGUCCAACAUUGCAGCCUGGGGACCGGAUCAUGUGGAAUUCAAUGUCACAUUGUUGAACACUGAUGAACAUCAUUCCAACACAAUCAAAUUGCCACUUGCGAUUGUUCGUCUUUCCAUCGUUCAACGUUUACAACAAAUUCUAUGGCCGUUUCCUUGGUCCUACACUGCACCAUCUCCUGGUACUCUGGGCAUAAGAGUACGGCAAUUACCUGGAGAUGUUGACUUCAGGCUGUGGUUCUUUCUCGAGCUGCUUGGCCCACCCACCCAUCUCAGCGUGCUCCUGCCUGGUUCUGAAAGGCGUUGA
This is a messenger RNA of Suillus plorans, 1110 nucleotides long. RefSeq lists its product as uncharacterized. Bases 1 to 1110 code for a protein of 369 amino acids. NCBI's taxonomy places the organism in Eukaryota, Fungi, Basidiomycota, Agaricomycetes, Boletales, Suillaceae. The transcript has 11 exons. The record is from RefSeq and is a predicted model, not a curated record.